Theileria orientalis strain Shintoku is the source of this 162-nucleotide messenger RNA. RefSeq lists its product as hypothetical. The record is from RefSeq and is a predicted model, not a curated record. The transcript is spliced from 2 exons. NCBI's taxonomy places the organism in Eukaryota, Apicomplexa, Aconoidasida, Piroplasmida, Theileriidae. Bases 1 to 162 code for a protein of 53 amino acids.
AUGACAUUAAGUAACACAAAACGGAAGGGAGAACACAGCCUUGAGAGCCAUAAUGAAGCAAAAGAGGGUAAAUUAUCAUCAAUUUUAUCAAAAAAGAGACCAAUAAUAGGCCAAAAAUCAAGUAUCCUAUCAGCCGAAAUGAAGAGAAAGGAUACAAAUUAG